Messenger RNA from Salvia miltiorrhiza (redroot sage), 673 nucleotides. Its product is annotated as probable thionin-2.4. The record is from RefSeq and is a predicted model, not a curated record. Bases 139 to 498 code for a protein of 119 amino acids. Lineage: Eukaryota; Viridiplantae; Streptophyta; Magnoliopsida; Lamiales; Lamiaceae. The transcript is spliced from 3 exons. Gene Ontology annotation, biological process: defense response.
GCACGCAUUUUGUUAGAUAAGGUGGUAGGUGAAUGACCCAAUACCUAGUAUUUAAGUUGGAGUUUGAUCAGCAGCAUUUCAUCCAUCAAUACAAAUUAAUUCUGUGUAUUUUGUAAUAUAUCAGAGAAGAUCACAUCCAUGGAAGCUAAAAGUCUUAUUAUGAGUGCUCUUUUGGUGAGCCUUGUUUUGGGACAAAUUCAAGUUGAGGCAAAGAGUUGUUGCUCAACCACCAAUGCCAGAAAUAUCUAUAAUACCUGUCGCCUUAUAGAGGGCUCCGAGUUAGCUUGUGCAAAACUCAGUGGAUGCAAACUUACUGAUGAUAGGAAUGCAUGUCCCACUGUCGAUGAAUACUGCAAGUUGGGGUGUGCAUCCUCCGUUUGCGCUGCCAUAACCACUCUCCAAAAUUCUGAUGCAAGUGAAGUUGUGAAUGGAGCAGUUGAAAAAUGUAACCAGGCAUGUUCUGCUUUCUGCACCAAGGGUUCUAUUAUUGCAACCUAAACAAGCAUUCGUGUAUGUAUAUCCACAUCUUUACCAUGUAAAGAUGAAGGGGGUAUACAUCCAUCUAAUAAGUGUUGCUUUUCUGGCUUUCAAUAAUUGUCAUGUAGUACCACUGUGACCUACUACUUCAAGGUGGUCAUUUUGAGAUGUUGGAAUUGAACAAUAUUUUGUUUUA